AUGGAACGAAACACAAGUUCUCCCACAAUAACAGCUGGCUUGUGUAGUGCUUCAGAUGACGCAGAUACUUAUUUGAAGUGCUUUGUUACAAAAUCACCGUUGGAGGCAAUGGCACAACGAUUCGGUCAUGUAGUUCGAGAAUUCCAGAUCAACCUGCCGCCUCAAAUAAACAACGGAUGUGAUAGUUUACAAUAUUCUAGUAGUUUUACCACCUUUCAAGUUAAUCCCAACACUACUACCUCAUCAUCAUUAAUAUAUCCUUAUUUUACUUCCAUCCCCACACUCCACUACCAUAAUGCUACCACCACCACGACAACAACUACAACAACUACGAUAGCAACUUCUACCGUUAUCGGUAACAUUUUACAGGAUGGUACUGCAAACACUACUUCUAAACUCCCUCUAUUUCUGUCGAAAUUAUGUGAAACAGAUGCAAUAUCGGAAAAUCUGUCUAAUAUUACGUCAUUUAAUGCAAUGAAGCAAAAGAGUAGUCAAGAAUCAUCAAACGUGAACUAUACUAAUGAUAUGAAUGAAAAUUCUAGUGAUCCUUUUGUAUCACCGUAUGUUGAGGCAUUAAAUUCAAUACAGCAUUCAUCGCAUGAAAAACAAAACUUACGAAAUCCUUUUUGUACUAAAUCGAACUAUUUAGAUAGUUUCCAUGCGAAUCCAUUAAAUAAAACAUGUGAGUGUGAAUUCCACUCAUUUCUAAAUGAACCUACAAAUUAUGGUUUGAAUUUAUCAUUUCCAAAUGAUAAAACGACUCAUCGAGAAACAUCAUGUCUUAAUUUUGAAAACUGUCACCAUAAUCUUAUAAGUGGAAGUAAUAACUGUGAUAUGUCAAAUUCAAACAAUUUAUCAAUGUUUGAGUAUAAAAACCGCUCAUAUCCCCACAGUUUAAUAAAUUCAAAUCUCCAUUCUCCUAAAUCUGAUCAAACUGAAGCAUAUUCAUCAUUAAUAUCGAAUAAUUUUACAGAAGCAUAUAAUUGUUUGACUCAUUCUGUAAAAUAUCCAAAUGUAUCUUCAAAUAUUUAUUUGAAUAAGUCAGUACCCAUUUAUUGGUCAAGUGAUUGUAAUAAUCCAAAUGUGAAACCACCAUUUUCUUACAUUACACUGAUUGUUUCAGCAAUGAAUUCAAAAUUAUCAAAAAAAAUUACAUUGAAUGAAAUUUAUGCAUGGAUUAUGCACACAUUUGCUUAUUAUCGUAAAAAUACAAGAAGAUGGCAAAAUUCCAUAAGACAUGCAUUAUCGUUCAAUGAUUGUUUUAUUAAAGUACCACGUCCAUCUGGUGAAGCUGGUAAAGGUUCUUAUUGGACAGUGCAUCCAUUAGCUAUAGACAUGUUUGAUAAUGGUUCAUCAAUGCGACGUAAUCGUAAAUUUAUUGACGAGAAUCGUUAUCGUCAUAAUCAUAAUCAUAUGAAUGAAAAAAAGCUUUCAUCUAUUAAAAAUUCGGGAAUGAAUUUAUUAAAUCAUCAUCCUCCUCCUCCUCUUCAACAUCAUCAUAGUCAUCACGAAUCACAAAUAAACAUGAACAAAGAUGAUAAUGAUCAAUUAUCAAUUAUAAUUACAAAUAAUGAUAAACAAAAUGAUCUUAUGGCGGAUUAUUCAAAUCCACACGAUCAGCAUCAUCAUAAUGAAGAUACUGUGGAUAUUGACGGUUAUAUUAAUAGUUUUACCAAGAAAAUGAAACAAUCCACAAUAUACAACAAUGAUAACAAUAUGGGCAAUAAUAAUUCUAAUUAUAAAGAUGAUUAUAUAAAAACAAUAACAAUGUUGAAUCAAAUAAAAUCACCUUGUACCAUAGAGAAUUCAUGGAAAAAUUUGUCAUCGGAUACAUUAGAUUGUUUAAAUGAUCGCAUUCAGCAUAUCUGUGGUAAUACUAACAAUAUAAAUAGUAAUAAUAACAGUAAUCAUGAGACUUCUCCAUAUCUCCCUCAUUGCUCCUCUCACAAUUACCAGAAACAGAAGAAGGAGGAUUUAAAUGUUGAUGAAAAUUAUUCACGCAACGAUUACAAAUGUGAUAUGGUUUUAUCGUCAUCAUCAUCAUCGUCAUUGUUAUCUUCUUGCCCCUCCUCUUGUUCUUCUUAUUCUAGUUCCUCCUCCAUUGCUACUGUUGCUCUCCAUCCUUUACCAACCACUUCAACAUUCAUCCAUAAUCCAAGUCAUAAUCACCGUGAUAUUCAAUGUGAUUAUCCAUGCAUUAAUCAUUCUAAAAUUCAAUUAACUUUGUUGAAUAAUUCUUAUCAGAAAUCUAUACAGAAUUUGAUCAAUUCACAGAAUAUUGCUAAUCAAUUCAGUGAUAAUAAUCAUGAUAAUAACAACUGGAAUCUAAUUAAUGUCAAAAAUGAAAACAGUAAUCAUACAAAUGACAAUACCGAUUACAAUGACAAUGAAUACAGUACACUGAAUUCGAUAGAUAGUAAUAAUGCUGACUUAUUAUCACGAAAUACAAUUAAAUGGUAUGAAGAGUUUGCUUUGAAUCAAAUAUUCUAA
Molecule: messenger RNA, 2490 nt
Organism: Schistosoma turkestanicum
Lineage: Eukaryota; Metazoa; Platyhelminthes; Trematoda; Strigeidida; Schistosomatidae
Source: the annotation of a GenBank genome assembly